Messenger RNA from Closterium sp. NIES-67, 853 nucleotides. NCBI's taxonomy places the organism in Eukaryota, Viridiplantae, Streptophyta, Zygnematophyceae, Desmidiales, Closteriaceae. The record is from the annotation of a GenBank genome assembly.
GAGGCAUCACAUCAUGCAUCUGCUACCGGAAACUGAUUGUGGGCCCAAGGCAUGGGCAGUGCUCAAGGACCUGCACGCUCCGACAUCGGUUGCCGCUUCUCUCAUGCUGGAUCGGGAGCUGUCCAUGCUGCGGUUGAGCGAGAAUGAACCUGUGCAGCCCGUACUGGACAAGAUGAGGGAACUCUACGCGAAAUUGGCGAUUGCUGGCAUCACGUACCCCGAGCAGACUAAGUGUCUCAAGAUGCUCAGCCUGCUGCCCGAGUCUUGGCUGCAAUUUAUAAGCGGACUCAGCUUGCCACAAAACCAAAGUCAAUGGACAUUGGAAUCCAUGUGGCACAUCCCUGCGCUGAUAUGGGAAUCAACAAAGAAGGAGUUGGGAGCAGUAAAGGCGGGAUCUGGAGUCCAGGGGGAGUGCAAUGCAGUUAGUGCUGCAGGAGUGACGGUUUCUGCAAGGUCGGGGGAGACUGAUUGGGAAACCGCACACAGGCGUCUAGGGCAUGUGGCUAUGCCAUUGCUGCAGCAACUGCAUAAGGAAGAAGCAGUAAAGGGGCUGAAGCUUUCUGGGCAACCAAAUGAUACCAAGUGCGAGACGUGUCUGCUGAGCAAGUUCACACGGUUCCCCUUUCACGGCGUAGCUGGGAAAAGCAAGGCAGCACUGGAACUGGUGCACAUGGACCUGGUAGGACCUUUUCCAGUUCAAGGAAGAAAGGGGGAAAGCUAACGACGUCCUAUACCCCUCAGUCAAAUGGCGUUGCUGAGAGGGCUAAUAGGACCAUCUUGGAAACUGCGCGAGCGCUGCUGAUCGAAUCAGGGCUGGGGAACUCCAUGUGGCCUCAUGCGGUGAGGCAUGCUA